Messenger RNA from Hippocampus comes (tiger tail seahorse), 1210 nucleotides. Its product is annotated as metalloproteinase inhibitor 2-like. Gene Ontology annotation, cellular component: extracellular matrix. Lineage: Eukaryota; Metazoa; Chordata; Actinopteri; Syngnathiformes; Syngnathidae. The record is from RefSeq and is a predicted model, not a curated record. Bases 141 to 776 code for a protein of 211 amino acids. Gene Ontology annotation, biological process: response to hormone; negative regulation of membrane protein ectodomain proteolysis; response to cytokine. The transcript is spliced from 5 exons. Gene Ontology annotation, molecular function: metalloendopeptidase inhibitor activity; protease binding.
UCGUGAACGUGGAGUCCAGCAGAGCAAACCCUUCCUGCGCACUGAACAGGGCUUCCAUUCCCAAACGGUUCGUGCAGAAUCUUAAUAAUUUUUGUUUUUGUUAUUUUGCUGCUGUUUUUUUUUUCCCUGAACGAUCAACGAUGAGCUGGACGGUGAAGAACCUGGUGCUGCCCCUGGUGCUGCUGUGCUUGUGGCUGUUACAGGAAGGAGCACAAGCCUGCAGCUGUGGCGCGACGCAUCCGCAGCAGGGGUUUUGCCAAGCGGAUGUCGUUAUCAAGGCCAAGGUGGUUGGAGUGAAGGCUGACGAUGACUUUUUCAAACCCAUUAAGUACAGCAUCAAACAGACCAAGAUGUUCAAGGGCCCUGACAAGAAUUUUGAUGCCAUCUACACUGCGCCGACCUCUUCAUUGUGUGGAGUCACUCUGGCUAAAGGCGUCGAGUAUCUCAUCACAGGGAGAUUGAAGUCCAACGACUCGCUGCACAUCACCUUGUGCAACUUCCUCGAGCCGUGGGAGAAGUUGACCGCCAUACAAAGAAACAGCCUGGUGGAGCGUUAUGAAAUGGGCUGCGAUUGCAAGAUCACACCUUGCACCUCCAUCCCGUGUGCCAUCAGCAGCCCCGCCGAGUGCUUGUGGACUGACUAUCUGACGGAGAAGAUUACAAACGGCAAGCAGGCCCGACACUUUGCUUGCAUCAAGAGAAACGACAACUCUUGCGCCUGGUACAGGGGGGCUGAAUUGCCCAAGAAGAAAUUCAUGGAUAUUGAAGACCCUUAACUCAAAUUUCGAAUGAAAAAUCAUUGCAGUGUAUUUUUUUUCUUCCCCCCCCAUUGUGACGAUUCAGCACUUUUUGACACCAAAGCACUUCUGUAUAAACUACUGCUUCAGCAGAAAUAAGCGCAGUCCACAUAAGUCAGUAUUAAGCUUCACUGCGAUGUUAUUACUGUUUUCCACAUCUGACUAUUUUUUUUUUCUCCUCCUUGUAGCCCAAAUAUAUUUAAGUAAACAAUGACGGGGUAAGGGUGGAAAAAGGGUUGCUCACUCCUGUGUUUUAUAUGCUGAUGUUUUUAAGAUGUUAUAUUGAUCAUUUUUGUCAAGAGAACAAGAUCUGUUUUGCAUACAAGUUUGUGUGGUCAUGAUUCAUUUCAGAGCAGUGUUUUGAAAUUUGUAUCUUUUUGAAAGAAAUGUUGAUUAAAUAUGGUUACAGUACG